Molecule: messenger RNA, 1341 nt
Organism: Owenia fusiformis
Lineage: Eukaryota; Metazoa; Annelida; Polychaeta; Sabellida; Oweniidae
Source: the annotation of a GenBank genome assembly
GGCAAGUCAAGUUUAUACAAACCAGAGGAACAAUCCGAUCAAAAUCUGACCUUGACCCAACAAGAGUUCUUAAAUGAAAUUGCAGAAAUUCAUCAAAGGCGAAGCAAACUUUUGGAGGAAAAAUGCAAGUUGUAUAACUUCUCUCAAAAUCUUUCAAAGCCUCAACAUGCACUUCUCCUAAAAGCAAUGUCUUAUAAUACACCUGUUUGGACAUGUCCUGUGCCUAAGGUAGCCACAAGGUUUUUGGGAAGAAUGUUUGCAAUAUCUUCAAAUUACUUCCGAGAAGAGAAUGUAAGCUCCCUUGGGCUGUUGAACAUAACAGGAGCUUUGAGUAAAUCAAAGUUUUUUCAGAAGUACAAAGCAAAGGACAGAGCAAUUUUAAUGAAAUACCACAGGGUAUUAUUUGUAAGGCAUCCAUUUGAUCGACUUAUUUCUGCUUAUUUGGAUAAAAUGUAUGGACUCGGUCAGUGGCGGGGUACUAGUUUGGAUAUUAUAAAGACAGUACGUCCUAAUCCAAGUGGUUAUUCUCUAGCAUGUGGUCAUGAUGUCACGUUUCUUGAAUUUCUUAAAUAUGUAGUGAUGAUGCCAGACAAGACAAACAGACACUGGACUACCGUGAUGUCAUUCUGUGAACCCUGUGCUGUACAUUAUGACAUCAUAGGACACACAGAAACAGCACAGGAUGACAUCCCAUAUAUGUCACACAUGAUCAGUAGCAAUGUUCCUCCAAUGUCUAAAGACAUAACUAACAUAGAAAACAUUAAACGAGAAGUACAGAAACUAUUUAUGCCUCGCUUUAGACCUUCGACAGAAUGCAACAUCACAUUCAGUCAAGGAUAUUACAGAGUUUGGGAUGUUCUAAAACUUCACAGUUACAUAGACAGUAACGCAAAUAUUCCCCCAGCUCAUCAAAUUCUCCAAAAUUUAACUCGGGUGACAUUAGGUACUGAAUUAAGGUUUCGACUACAAAUGAAAUCAUUUUUAAAAAUUGUCCAAGAUGUAAUGGAAAGAACAGCAGUGGAGUUGUAUCACAAUAGAACUGUUAAGGAACCUAUCGACCUGCGGAAAUAUUAUUUUAAUCAUAUACCAAACUUGCUCAUGGCACAACUUCGAGAAAGAUUUAAAUAUGAUUUUGAAAUGUUUGGAUACACAUGACUAAGAUUCAAACAAAGAUUCUUACAUAUUUUACUAUGCAGGACAUCAUAUUUAUUUCAAAUAUGUAUUUAAUGCGGGGUUGGACCAUCCUGUAAUUAGCCUAAACAUGAUUGAUCAAACUGACACAAUUUCAACAUCCAAUAUUGAUUUUUUAAUAAUCUAUUUAGGAUCAAUCUAUAUCACAAC